GCACCGGCCUGGCCGCCGCCCGCUGCAGGGAGAAGCCGGGGGCUGCCUGCAGCCGGAGGCUGGGAAGAAAAUGAGAUUUCCGCCGUCCCUCCCGCACGGCAGGAGCCCGGCCCCUCAUCCUCGCGGGGGCACCACCGGGCCCGCCCCCGCCUCCAGAUGGCGGCCGGGGGAGGGGCGGCGGCAGCGAGCGGGUCGUGCUGCCUGCCGGGGCAUGUCGCGACCUGUCGCUCGCCCCGGCAGGUCGAUGGGAGUGCUGCUGCUGCUGCUUUGCUGCCUGCUGCGGGCGGGCAGUGCUGCUCUCCUGGUGCCUGCCGGCAGCUGGCCUGGGGAGGAGAGCGGCGGCAGCGGCCCGGGCCGCGCCCCGUCGGACGGAGGCGGCCGGGAGAGGGAAGCGGCGGCCCUGCGGGAAAGUGCUAAAAGAAUCAGAUUGCUGAAUUCAUCAUCAAAAGAUAAUACAACUGCUUUCUAUGGAAUAAAUCAGUUUUCUGACCUGUUUCCUGAAGAGUUCAAAGCUAUUUACUUAAGAAGCAUGCCUCACAAACUUCCCAGAUACGUUAAAGUGCCAAAUGGAAAGGAAAAACCUUUGCCAAAGAAGUUUGACUGGAGAGACAAGAAAGUCAUUGCACAAGUGAGAAAUCAGCAAACAUGUGGAGGCUGCUGGGCUUUCAGUGUUGUGGGUGGUAUAGAGUCUGCCUAUGCAAUUAAAGGAAAUAACCUGGAAGAACUCAGUGUACAGCAGGUUAUUGACUGUUCGUACAAUAAUUAUGGCUGCAGCGGAGGAUCCACUGUUAGUGCUUUGAGCUGGCUGAACCAGACAAAAGUAAAACUUGUGAGAGAUUCAGAAUACACUUUUAAAGCUCAGACAGGACUAUGCCAUUAUUUUGGUCCCUCAGGUUUUGGAGUUUCAAUAACGGGAUUUGCUGCAUAUGACUUCAGUGGUCAGGAAGAAGAAAUGAUGAGGAUGCUUGUUAACUGGGGUCCCUUGGCAGUAACAGUAGAUGCAGUUAGCUGGCAGGAUUACCUUGGUGGGAUUAUACAGUAUCACUGCUCCAGUGGAAGGGCAAAUCAUGCUGUUCUCAUCACUGGUUUUGACAGAACAGGUAGUAUCCCUUACUGGAUUGUACAGAAUUCUUGGGGGCCUACAUGGGGAAUAGACGGCUAUGUUCGUGUUAAGAUAGGCAGCAAUGUCUGUGGUAUAGCAGAUACAGUUUCAGCAGUAUUUGUUUGACACUUACUGGCCAAAGACCAUGAUUAUUGUUUGGCACUCAUUGUAUUGGCACUCACUGAAGAUUUACUUCAGAGCAACGUUGUCUAAAAUGGGAAGUGACUGCAAGGGCAAUUCCUGCUCUUAGGCAGUACAGGAGUGGGUUGGCUGGAGUUUAAGUGUUUUUAUUGGACUGUGUGUUGCAUGUCAAAUAUCUUGUGGAAUGCGAAGACUCAGAAUCAGCUGCAUAGUAUGCAAAAAGAAGUUACCCAGAUGGACUGAAACUCUGAAUGUACUACUCCAUGAAAAGGAAAGACAUGAUGAAAGGUGAUAAGGAAUUUGGAUCAAAUAAUCAGUAGUAUGGCAGAAUAUCAUCAAAAUGCUUUGUAUAUAAGAGCUACCAUGAUUAGGCCUGGUGUUAUUGCAGGGGAGGAAGAAAAGAUCUGUUUUGCUUGGAUACCUAUCUUGGCUUUUCUAGCACCUCUGACAGAUGCAUAUUUUAUCUCCUCCUUUUUAUGAGAUCCUACUGUUUCUCUACUGCUACAAUAAUAUAAGAAAAGAAAUGGAAAGUUGUUAUUACCUGAGUACCCCCUCUAUCUGAAGUGCUGCAGUCCUUCAGUUUCAGCCUUCAGACCUUUGUUGGGUAAACAUAACUUCAGAGCUCUUCAGAGCAGGGAGUGUUGUUUUGAAAAGUGCCUAGAAAAGUGUCUUCUGCAUUGAUUUGUUACAUGGAUGGAAAAGUAAGAAGUAACUGCAUGUAGACAAACCAAGGCAGUUCUAGUGAUGAAACAUCCUGGUUCCUGGCAGGAUGUAUUUGGAGAUCAGCUUUGCUAUGCUUUGAGAGCUGUGUCAGUUCCAUGCCUUCCCUCUUCUCGGCUUCACAGCUACCAGGGAAGCCAAUUGCAAAGCAGAAAUAAUUUAUUAUAGAAAUUAUUAUAGAAUUUAUUAUAGAAAUUUAUUAUAGAAAAAAUUGUGUGGGUGAGGGUUGCUAGUGGGUUUGCCACCUUUGGGAACUCAGCAAUUACAGAAUACUCCACAUAGAAUGGAUGUUAAAUUUCUCACAUUAAUUUAAUUCAUAGGUGGGACUUGCUGGGAAUCAUAAGGUAUUUCCAGCCCUGGCUGGUGUGUAAAACUGCACUUGCAGGCAAAUGUAACUAGACUUCAAAACCAAACACGUAAUUCUAAAAUGCUCUGAAUCUUUCAUCUGGAACACUGUCCCUGUAUCAUUUCUGAAAAAUUACUAUGAAAAGUAUUGAAGCAAUUUUGUGAUUUUUGCACUUAAUUACUAUAUCAUGUUAAUAGAUCAAUGUUUUGUUAUCUUUUUAUGACAAAUGCAAUAAUAAUUGUCUAUUUUUAGUAUUGUCAUUUUAGUUCUCCUACUUUUAAGUGUUAAUAUUUUAAAUUAUGAAGGCCUACUGUGUAUUUCCAAGGGAAGCAUUUAAAAAGACCAGAGUCCAUCUAAUGAGAAGACAACACAGCUUUAUCAAUAUUCUAUAUUGAUAUAUAUACAUAUUGAUAUUCUAUAGCCAAAUUUGCCUCACUUUUAUUAUAUAAAAAUUUUAUCCUUAUUUCCAUUAUAUUUUGAAUAAAAAAACACUUCAAAUGCC
Apus apus (common swift) is the source of this 2811-nucleotide messenger RNA. It is a transcript of the gene CTSO, whose product is annotated as cathepsin O. The coding region runs from base 71 to 1228 and encodes 385 amino acids. Gene Ontology annotation, molecular function: cysteine-type endopeptidase activity. The record is from RefSeq and is a predicted model, not a curated record. Gene Ontology annotation, cellular component: lysosome. NCBI's taxonomy places the organism in Eukaryota, Metazoa, Chordata, Aves, Apodiformes, Apodidae. The transcript has 8 exons.